This is a messenger RNA of Lytechinus variegatus (green sea urchin), 2024 nucleotides long. RefSeq lists its product as uncharacterized. The transcript is spliced from 4 exons. The record is from RefSeq and is a predicted model, not a curated record. Bases 456 to 1430 code for a protein of 324 amino acids. NCBI's taxonomy places the organism in Eukaryota, Metazoa, Echinodermata, Echinoidea, Temnopleuroida, Toxopneustidae.
UCAAGGUCUUACCUGCACAUCCAUGAUGUUAGGCGACGUGUUCAUCUAGUUGUAUCCUGUUUAUAUCAUGGUAACUCCCGUAACUCGGAAGGACAACUUUCUGCUGGUAUAACGCCAAGCUGGCAAAACCAAUUUUCUAGGAAAUAUUUCACGUCUAAGAUAAUCGGGCAUAGUGGCUGACGACUGUCAGAAUUUACUCUCUGGUCUUUUUAUCAAAGUGGAGGCAAUGGCAGAUUCGAACUCACAACCUCACGAACAUACAUGAGUCCAAUGCUCUAACCACUGGAUCACACGACCCGCAAUAAUAAAAAAUCCUGGACACAUCUAUUGAAUGAGCCAUCUUUUUUUAAUACAUACUACUCCUGCAAUGUACUCUUUCAGAGUGAACAUUCUACUGUUUAUAUAGGAAUAUAGUCAUCGAUAAAGCAAGCACAUUGGAUCAGCAAAAGCAGAAUAUGGCUGAUACAGAACCCUUCCGUGUCAUCUUGUGGUGUGUGCCUCGAUCUGCCUCAACUGUUCUCACCAAAUGCUUUAGUUUCAUCGAAAAUACCCAGAUCUGGUUUGAGCCAUAUACCAUUGCCUUCUUUCAAGACUUCCAAUAUAUGCAAAGAACUGGUAGUUAUCUCCCUCGUUCUGCCGAUGACUUCGACACUGGAGAAUUCAUGAGGCAGAAACGAUAUCACGCUCAAGGGACUUCUCUUCAACACAUAUUUGAUCUGCCAACUGUAGACGAAACUCUCAUUUUGCGUGACAGCGUGAAGAGACAACUGGACACCAUACCCGAUGAUAAAUCAGUCUUCGUCAAAGACAUGGCGUACGGUAUCACAAACUUCCUUGACCUUCUACCUUCAAAGACAUCCGGGUAUCGACACACCUUCAUCAUCCGGAAUCCGAAGAAGGUAUUCCCGGCUUGGCGCCGACUCAUCAUCGCGCAGCUCACCAGCGACGAUAAAUCGACAAAUCCGGGACAAAUCUUCGACGAAACCGCGUUCGACAUGACGGCCGACGUCCAGUACAUGAUGCCAGGAUAUUCCUACAAGUGCCAGUACGAUUUGUGGAGACACAUCAAGGAAAAUUACGACCCAAAUCCCAUCGUCGUGGACGCAGACGACAUCUUAUCCGAUCCGUUAUCGCUACCAUCGAAGUUUACUGACGCAACGAAUAUGCCAUUCAGAGGCGCGAAGUCACUGAGCUGGGAUGCGAGCGCUGAUGUGGUCUCGCAGUGGAGAUGCUUUAUUCCUUUAGCAAGUGCCAGGCCGGGUGAUUUUAUUUAUCGAACGCACUCAAAAGCCAUCUUUAGCUCAUGUUUUGAAAGAAGAGAAAACCAGGAGCAGUCUGAGACUUAUCUCGAAGCUUCUUCAGAUGUGACGAAGUGUGUUGACGAGACAAUGCCUUAUUACAAGGAAAUGGCAAGAUAUAAAAUCAAUUGAUUGAUUUUGUUUGAUUCUAGGGGAAUUGAACUCAGACACGUACGGUGAAUUCCUACCCUAGAAAGAAAGAAAUGAUAAAUACCGUACAACAAUAUGGGCCAGUAUUCUGAAGUCGGGUUUAACUGAGACCAUUGUCUAAUGUUGUGCUGAAAAUUGUGGAAUGUCAACUAUCGUUAUCGCCGUUCCCAGGCAGUAAAAAUGGCUUUAAAGCCUAAUGAGCUAAUGCAAAUAUUCUUCUGUUAGAGAUUCAUGUCACAUUUGGCUAUCCAUAAACCACAACUAUAGAUCAGACUAGACUUCAAAAUACAGGCCUGUAACCAAAGCCCAUCUCUUGGCUAAAUUGAGAUAAAUUGAUAUGGGUUGGUUUUGCUUAUACACGAGCCCAAUAAGUGCCAUUUAUAUCCUGAAAUUCCACCUUUAAGUAAACGAAAUGAAUGAAAAACUGAUCGGACAAACGCCAAAUCGUCUCAUUUUUCCUUGAUUUACUCGAAAUGACCACUAAUUGCAUUUGGUCAAUGAUUGAUUGAGUGAUUGAUUUACCUAUUUAUUGAUAAGGUGAUUGGUGGAACAUGAAUGAAUUAUUGAUUGUUACCU